AUGGACGGGACAGAAGAUGAUGUGGUGUGUGAUUAUGAAUUGUUAGAUGAGAAUGAAAAUAAUGAAAAUUCUGAAGUAAUGAAUUUCAAUAGUAUUAACGGUGAAGAAUAUGAAGAAGUCGGAGGCA
Molecule: messenger RNA, 127 nt
Organism: Paraglomus brasilianum
Lineage: Eukaryota; Fungi; Glomeromycota; Glomeromycetes; Paraglomerales; Paraglomeraceae
Source: the annotation of a GenBank genome assembly